This is a messenger RNA of Spirodela intermedia, 1715 nucleotides long. Lineage: Eukaryota; Viridiplantae; Streptophyta; Magnoliopsida; Alismatales; Araceae. The record is from the annotation of a GenBank genome assembly.
AUGGGGUCUCUGAGCAUAGAACACGGCGACAACGUGAACUCCGAUGGCGCGCCGCCGCGCAAGUUCGCGCUGGCGGUGGACUCGGAGAACAAGGCGACCGAGUUCCGCCUCUUCUCGUUCGCGGCGCCUCACAUGCGCACCUUCCACCUCUCCUGGUUCUCCUUCUUCUCCUGCUUCGUCUCCACCUUCGCGGCCCCGCCGCUCCUCCCCAUCAUCCGCGACAACCUCAACCUCACCUCCACCGACAUCGGCAACGCCGGGAUCGCUUCCGUCUCCGGGGCUGUCUUCGCCAGGCUCGUCAUGGGCAGCGCCUGCGACCUCGUGGGGCCCCGCCUCGCCUCCUCGUCCCUCAUCCUCAUCACCACCCCCCCCGUCUUCUUCACCGCCUGCAUCAAUUCGCCUUUCUCCUACUUCCUGGUGCGGUUCCUCACCGGGUUCUCCCUCGCCAGCUUCGUCUCCUGUCAGUUCUGGAUGAGCUCCAUGUUCAACCCCACCAAGGUGGGCGUCGCCAACGGAGUGGCCGCCGGAUGGGGCAACCUCGGCGGCGGCGCCACCCAGCUGAUCAUGCCGCUGGUCUUCGAACUGAUCAAGCACAUGGGCAGCACCAAGUUCACCGCCUGGCGCAUCGCCUUCUUCAUCCCCGGCGUGAUGCAGACCGUCUCCGCCCUCGGCGUCAUGAUCCUCGGCCAGGACCUUCCCGACGGCAAUUACCGCGACCUCAUGGAGACCGGCGAGAAGACCAAGGACAGCUUCUCCAGGGUCUUCGCCAACGCCGCCAAGAACUACCGCGGCUGGAUCACCGCGCUCUGCUACGGCUACUGCUUCGGGGUGGAGCUGGCCAUCGACAACGUCAUCGCCGAGUACUUCUACGACAGGUUCGACCUCAACCUGCGGACGGCGGGGAUCAUCGCCGCCAGCUUCGGCAUGGCCAACAUCGUGUCCAGGCCCGGGGGGGGCUUCCUCUCCGACUUCCUCGCCGCCAGGUUCGGGAUGAGGGGGAGGCUCUGGGGCUGGUGGAUCGUCCAGACCCUGGGCGGCGUCCUCUGCAUCUGGCUCGGCAAGACCAGCUCCCUCAGCCUCGCCAUCUUCGUCAUGAUCGUCUUCUCCGUCUUCGUACAGGCCGCCUGCGGCCUCGCCUUCGGGGUCGUCCCCUUCAUCUCCAGGAGGUAACAACUUUUAACUCAAACCAUAAACGCAGCUCUUCCUCCCCAGCCUUCUCCUCUUCGCCGGCAACUUCCCCCCUUACUGCCGGUGAAAAAAAAGGCCUUCUCUCUCGGGGUGCGUGUGUGUGUGUGUGUUGUUCUGACCUAACUACGAAUGGACUGGACUUUAUUCGUGUGCGCAGGUCUCUGGGGCUGGUCUCGGGGAUGACCGGCGGCGGGGGGAACGUCGGGGCGGUGAUCACGCAGCUGCUCUUCUUCAAGGGGACCAGAUACACCAAGGAGGACGGGAUCACGUACAUGGGGAUCAUGAUCCUCUGCUGCACUCUCCCCAUCAUGCUCAUCUACUUCCCCAUGUGGGGAGGGAUGCUCUUCGGGCCCUCGUCCAAGGAGGACGCCACCGAGGAGAACUACUACGCGGCGGAGUGGAGCGCCGAGGAGAAGGCCAGGGGCCUCCACCUCAACACCAUCAAGUUCGCCGAGAACUCCAAGGGGGAGAGGGGGAGGAGGAGGAGACUAGCCCCCACCACCGACGCCACCCCCUCCCACGUCUGA